GAAUAUACUUAGUAGGUACAGGUAGAUACCUGUAUUGAGAGAUUUUAUGAUUUUAAUAAUUAUCCCUACCGGUCAUUUUAAUUAGGCACAUUCACUGUUUGGCCUUUUAUAAUGCACUUUGUAUUUAAGAAACCAUUACUUGGUAAGGUGGUAGUAGGUGCGACUUGAACCGUCCAGUGUUAUUUCAAUAGUGGUCGCACAGAGACGCGAGUGACAUGACCAGUUUUAACUGUUAUAUUUUGUCCAUUAUUCUUCUUUGUUACAAUGUGGAUUCGGCAAAUAUCCUCGGCUUGUUCCCGCACACUGGCAAAAGCCACCACAUGGUCAUCGAGCCCUUCCUGAAGCGUCUCGCGGAAAGAGGACACAACUUGACAGUGGCAUCAUUUUUCCCCAUGCAAGAUCCACCCCCAAAUGUUCACGAUAUAAGCUUCCAAGGAAUAUACGAAUUGAGGCUAGAAUCUAUUGACUUAAACGAAUUCGAAAAUGAGAAUAUCUUGUACAAAGUUCCAAUAAUUGGACGAGUUGCAAAACAAAUAUUACCGUUACAACCAUUUGCGACCGCGGCGGCAAAAAUUUGUGAACGCUUGACAGAUUUCCAGGCUCUAACCGACGCUUUGAAAGGUGAUUACGAUCUGGUGUUAGUGGAGAACUUUAUGAGUGAUUGCGUGCUGGGUUUACAUUACGCUUAUGGGAUCAAAGCACCUUUAUUGGGUCUCGUGUCGGGACCCCGCAUGCCUUGGACGAUGGAACGCGUCGGUGCUGUCGAUAACCCAUCCCACGUGCCUAUCGUAACAUCUCCCUUUACAUCGCACAUGUGUUUCAAGGAUAGACUAGAGAAUACGCUCGCUAGCAUCGCUUUUCAUGAAUGGCAUCACAGAGAGAUUCAGAUGAAAGAGAGGAAGAUUUUGGAGAAGAAGUUCGGCAACAUUCCGGACUUGCGCGACCUAGGCAGGAAUAUGUCUAUGAUAUUUCUGAACACGUUUCAUGUGUUCAGUGGAGCCAUGCCGCUAGUACCUGGACUCGUGGAAGUUGGAGGGAUGCACUUAAGCUCCAAACCCAAACCUAUACCACAGUACAUGGAGAGAUUCCUGAACGAGUCUGAGCAUGGUGUGGUGCUAUUCAGCUUUGGAUCGCACUUGAGAACUUCAACACUUCCGGAGUACAAGGAGCAGAUCUUCAUCAACGCUCUCUCUAAGCUGAAGCAGAGAGUGAUAUGGAAGUAUGAGGGCAGCGAGGAGCAGGGCACGCGGUUCGGCAACAUCCUGAGGGUCAAAUGGUUGCCGCAAUACGAGUUAUUACAACACAAGAAGGUGAUUGCAUUCAUCUCGCACGGCGGCAUGCUGGGCAUGACGGAGGCGGUGGCGGCGGGCAAGCCGACGGUGGUGGUGCCGUUCUUUGCGGACCAGCACCUCAACGCGGCCGCCGCGGUUGAGGCCGGCUUUGCCACGGUGCUGUCCUAUGCCGACUUGACGGAGGAGUCUUUGACUCGCGCGUUGCAAGCUGUACUGAGUAAAGAAAUGGUCGCAAAAACCCGCCAAGUGUCCCAAAUGUGGCACGACAGGCAAUCUUCACCUCUAGACACCGCAGUCUUCUACGCAGAAAGAACCAUCCGAUGGGGGCACAAUGCCAAACUGUACUCCAAGGGAAGGGACCUCUCAUUCUACCAACUAGCUCUCAUAGACGUUGCAGUAACUAUUCUAAUAGCUGUAGUAGUAUUCCUCGCAUUAUUUACCUAUUUAAUAGUGAAGGUCUUAAAUCUAAUAAUAAAAGUAAAACGAUCGAAAGUAAAAGUAAAUUAGUUGAGGUCACCGGAUGUUGAAGGUGCAAAAGUUUGAUAAAAAUAGACACAGAAUCUAACAGUACAAUAAAAAUCCGGAAAGGUGCAGAUAAUAAUUAGAUAUAUUAUUUAGAUUGCCAAAGACAUAUUGGUAGCUAACAAUAACUAAUGUACAUUUCCUUACAAUAAAAAAUAAUGUACCUAAGCAAUUUUUAACAUGACAUGUGCUUAGUAUGAGAUUUUACAUCACACCGAAUUCGAGCGUCGAUACACUUCAGUAAAGUAAAGUAGAACCAAAAGCCCAAGUUUUAAAGCUCAACUUGGUCUACACAUUUACUGGCAGCGCUCCAAGCGGAAACGUUAUAAAAUUAAAAUCGGUGAUACUGAAUUUUUAACUUUAAAUCAAGAAAAUUUAGAUCCAUUUUACUCUGACGUUACGAUAUCUUAAUCAAUAAUAAUCAAUAAAGUUGGGUAAGAUGUAAAAUUUGAUAAAAAGCACAGUGAUUAAUAGUCCUAAUAUUGCCCUGGAGGUAACUAAGCGUUUAAUUUUUACUAUAAGAACUAAUUACAUAAUGUAGCACAAGGUUUCUUGGAACAGUGUUUCAGUCAUGUUUAAGGUGACAGCACACAUAUCAACUCGGGAAAGGGAUAGUCACCAUAAUAUAGUCUUUUACCUCGUCGUCAACAAGGCGUCAACUUAAUGUAAAAGCGGACAACAGCUCAGCUCCGGUACGUCGACUAAGGGCCGGCGCACAUAUGGCAGAGCAUUUUUCAGUCAAAAUAUUAUCGACCUUGUCCUCAUUGAAAUAAAAUCCAUAAUCAAUUGUGCAUCUGUGCGGAUAUUCGCGCAUCCGCGCGCAGUCCCGCGCGUGCUCGCGCAUUUUCUGGUAGAAAUUCGCGUGUGUCCGCGAUUAGAAAACUUCACGGGCAUGUUCUGCACUGCGCUCCGCCAUAUGUGCGCCGGCCCUUAGUCGACGUACCGGAGCUGAGCACAGGCAAGCAGGGACAAAGAGACGUAUGGCGAGAAGCGCGGGGAAGACGAGCCGUGCCGGCGCGGGGACUGCAAGUUGACGACGACGGCGACGCACACCGCGGUUCGUGAGCUUGUCCCCGAGACGAGGCAAUUACGCUAUAAUUCCGAUCAGUGUGCGUUGCAGGGAGUUUCAUGCAACGAAUACUGGACGGCUCGAGUUGAUACGGCGACGAUCCUUUUCAGAGUUGCUAUGUGUGCUAUGACCUUUAAUGUGGCUAAUACAUUUUUAAAGUACCUUCAUAGUAAAAAUUUAAAAUUAAAUCGUGAAUUGCAUAACUAAAAUGCUAUGUUGAACAGUAAAAUCACACGGCCGAAUAUUUUUAUUUUUUUAGGUUUAGGCGAAAUAAAUAUGACAGUGUAUUUUUAGAUCAAUUAAAUACAAUUACUGUAUUGUACAUAUAGAUGAUUAAUUUAUUAAAUAUUUUAUUAAUUGCUAACAUAAUUUUUUGUAAUCACAUGACUGUUAUUCAAGUAAUUUGUAUCAUAUUAUGUCAAAAUAUAGAAAUAGCAGUCUAUAUUUUGUUUGAUUAAAAAACCAACUAUAGCUUUAGGGACAUAAAUACUUUGUUAUUAACAUUUAUUAAUCACCUUCAUGACUAGGUAAGUAAAAAUAUUUAUAGCUUUAUUUUUAUUAAUUGGAUAUAGCUACUCUAUAUUUUUUAAUAGCACAAAGUAGCAAAAUGCGGCAAAAUCCGAGUUGGUAGGUAUUUGUACCCAUUAAGAUAAUCACCUAAUUGGAUGUAUCCUGCCAAUAACACAACCCUUUGAAAAAGGUAAUCUGUAAUGGUAUUUUUUU
Molecule: messenger RNA, 3606 nt
Organism: Maniola jurtina (meadow brown)
Lineage: Eukaryota; Metazoa; Arthropoda; Insecta; Lepidoptera; Nymphalidae
Product: UDP-glucosyltransferase 2-like
Exons: 4
Coding region: 216-1799 (527 amino acids)
Molecular function (GO): UDP-glycosyltransferase activity
Source: RefSeq, a predicted model, not a curated record